AUGUACGCUUUGCAAGUGUACAAUGAUGAAAUGAAGAGUUGGAAAGAUGCAGAAGACGAAAAUGCGCCACUUCCAGAACCGGUGGUUAUCGUAAGUGUCUCAAAAAUGCAUAGAAAUCCCCAACAAAAAAUAAUUUCAGUUCGAAAAAUACCGUGCUCGUCUUCUACCAAUCUCUGCACUUCCAAUCCUUCAAAAUCACCCCAACAUCGAGUCAAUCGCUCUUUCCUCCACUGAAGCCAUAGUUAUCGAUUCGAAAAUCGCAAAAACGUUCAAAAAACAUCCAAAAAUCGAGGAAGAUGUAUAUCACGAUGAAUUUUCGAUGGACACAUCUGAAAACAUCGAAAAUGGGCCAUUGCACACUUCAUUUGUGAGCCUGUCAAAAUUGAAAGCUCGAAAUGGUCACGAAACGGAAGAGGAUUUGGCUGGUUUCGAAUGUGUCGAAUUUUUCGACUGUAAUCCGAUUGAUAUCAGUGAAGCUAUGAGUUUGGAGGCAAAGUGAGCGUUUGUGGGUUAAAAAACAGAACCAUCACUUCUACAAAAUCUCAACCUACCGCCCAUAGAAAUGAUAGAACUUACAAGCCAUUUUCAGUUAUGUCGUUUAGAAACAUAAUUUUCAGAAAUACUGAUUUUGAAACAAAUAAAUAGUAAAUUUGAAAUGUCACGUUUUCCGCGGAAUUAAAAAAAAUAAUUAUUUUUCAUCUUUAGGUCCAAAAAAGCUUAAACCCCACUAAAAAUCUAUUUUUCCAGAAUUCGCAAAACUCCACCAUUUGAUAAUGAAAAACCGAUGCCAAUAAUCAUCUCAACAAAAUCCUCCAAAAAAUUGUUGCCAUCAAUCGUCUGGAAAAUCAUCGACCCAUCACAAAAACUCACAGGAAUCACGAGAAUUCUAGGAAUCGCUUGCGACGAAACGCGAAAUCAAGUCGUCAAAUUGAACGGCGCAUUUCCCGCUCAAAAUUAUCCCAACGAGACUCAAGAAUUCCGGGCGACUUAUCAAAUUAAGCGCGCCAUUUGCAGUCAAAAAAGGAGGGAUCCGGGAGAGGUUGUGGUGGAUAUAAAGUGGUGUCAGGGAUCGGCAAGCGAAUUCUUGGCGCAACCACCGAAUUCGGCAGUUUGCACGGUGAAAGUGGAUUUGGGAUGGGCGGACACCCGAUUUUUUAGAGAUGUUGAGAUGUAUGGAGAAGUUAUGUUCAUUUUGAGUUUGGCUGAUGUUUUGGGUGAGUUUGGAUUGAAAAAUCGAGCUUUUAUGGGAAAAUGUUUUCUUAAAAUUUUGAUAAAUCUCAAAUUACAAAUUUCACCUCAAUUAUCCUUCGGAAAAUCAUCUCCGUUCAUUUUUCAGCCAAUCCUCAAGAAGACAUCAAAUUCAUCACCAAAAACCCGGAAACUCUUCGCGCAGAAUUGGACGAACUUAUUCAAGAAGGUUCUCGAAAAGACGAAGUUUUUGGAGUAACUGCCGGCGAGCUCGAAAUUACCGAGAAACUCUGGAAAAUUCUCUACAAAUCGGCGAACAUCGAACAAGCCGCUGAUUUGCUUCGCAUUUUUUUCACCGCUCUCAAUUUCGGCUCAAUUUCUUCGCGUGUUCAUUAUAAUAAUCGAAGUCGAUUGGCUCAAUUGAUUCAUUCUUCAAAAUCGGGCAAUUUUCGAAUUCCGCGCUUGGAAAAAUUGAAUACGGUCGAAAUGAUAAUGGAGAUCGGAACGGAAUAUUUGAGAAGAAAAUUAAUUCAGGAUUUUUCGACCAAGAUUCAAUUGAGUCAAGAAGAGUUGGAAAUGACGAUGGCGAAUUGCGAACGCGAAAUUCGCAAGAAAUUUGAGGAGGCUGAAUCAAGAGCGAUUGCCAUUUUGCCGAUUGCAAUGAGUUUGGCGACAAUUGAAGAGUUUGUGACGAUGAUUAAUAAGAAUUCUGAGAGACGAAUUCCCGAGAUUGCGAGGUUAGAUUUGGGGCGGAAAAUUAUUCAAUUCGGAGCUUGCGAAAUUCAUUUAUAACAAAAAAACUGAAAGUCUGAUAAAUUAUUUAGCAAUAUUUAGCCUAAAAAGAUAGACAAUUUUUUUAAACCCUAAUUUCUCCACUAAAAGUUUUUCCUUCAGAAAAAUCAUCGCCGAACACGUCGCCUCAACAAUCGCUCAACUCGGCCAACCAAAAUUCAAUUUCAAAUUCGAACAACGUCUCGAAAUCUCCUCACUCUCCUCAACCAUUUUCCAAUCGCGUCGACCUGCAGUUUGGAGAUGCGAAACACGAAAAUCACAAGGAAAAAGACAAGUCGCGCGACUCAUGACAUGCCUCAAUUUGGAAAUGCCGCUCGAGGAGGCGAAUGAGAUUGUGAAUUCGCAACGACCUGCGAUUCGCGAACUCGCUGCAGUUGCUGGUGAAAAUUCGGAAGAGGCGCGAAAAAUUCCAGUCAAAUCGGACUCGGAUUACACGGUAUCCCACACUAUUUUCUCUUAUUAUUGA
This is a messenger RNA of Caenorhabditis angaria, 2446 nucleotides long. NCBI's taxonomy places the organism in Eukaryota, Metazoa, Nematoda, Chromadorea, Rhabditida, Rhabditidae. The record is from the annotation of a GenBank genome assembly.